This is a messenger RNA of Paramecium sonneborni, 2280 nucleotides long. NCBI's taxonomy places the organism in Eukaryota, Ciliophora, Oligohymenophorea, Peniculida, Parameciidae. The record is from the annotation of a GenBank genome assembly.
AUGGGAGCAACAGAUUCAAAACCAAUUACCAAGCUAUAUGAACACUUUCGAUAAAUAAAUGUUUAUAACAAUGGUAUGUUGUAUAGUAGAUGAUUAUAGACUUUCCUGAGUGUCAAAUUCUACAACAUAAAAGAGAUGCUCAAUAGAAAUUAAUUCUUAGGACUUUGAACAUAACAGAUGAGGUUCACUUUAAGAAAGCUGUGCAACAAUAUUAAGUAAGACAUAAAAUCAAUCAUUAAAAUGUUCUUAAUUUGAGCAAUUACUUUUACUAAUUUGAGUAAUAACUGUGUGGAUAAUUCUAUAAAGUGUACUUAUUAUUCGAAUAUCCAACUGGUAAUUUAGAAUUAGUUCCAGCUCUAAAUGAAAUAUAAUUGACUUCAUAUUUGAAAUAAGCAAUAGCAGGAUUAGCAUGCAUGUAAAAAAAUGAAAUUCCUCAUAAUUCAUUAUAACUCAAAUAUUUAUAUUUGAUGGAUGAGAUAAUAAAAGUGACAGAUCCUAUGUAUUUCUAACAUAGCACUAAUUUUAUGUAGAUUUUAUAAAAUCCUAAUUGUUUGGAAUGCAUUUAUUUAUCUCCAAUUUUAGUAAAAUCAAUAUAGAUAAACAAUUGGUAACCCAAACAUAAUGAAUAUAAAAGCGAUUUAUUCACAUUGGGUAUGUUAUUUUUACAUUUGGCUUUAAAUUAACCAAGUUCAGAUUGUUAUUCAUAUGAAUAAGGGUUAUUAAUUGAAGAUGUUUUGAAUAAUAAAUUAUAAAAGUUGAGAAUGAGAUAUGGUUAACAAUUUUGUGAUUGGUUAACAACAAUGUUAAUAUUGAAAGAAGAUUAGAGACUAGAUUUUUUAUAAAUGGAACAAUACGUUACUAAUUAUUAAUUAGUGAAUAAAUAAUAAUAUGUUCCUAAUGUGAUUUAAAGAUAAUUAAUACCAAUUAUUGAUCCUACUUAUUAAUCUAAUACAAUAUAGACAAUAUAAUAAUAAUAGCAUACAACAACAAUUUAACCAUGUUUAACUCAAGUGAAUAGUGUAUAAUAGAUUUAAUCAAGAAGAGUCUAAUAAGUUUAAGGUAUUUCCCCAUUGGAAUAUGUCCAUUAAUAUACAAUAAAGACAGAUACUUCUUAAAGAAGUCUUACUCCUUUAGGUAAAAUUUUAGUACCUCAAUAAUAAUUGUAAGUAAGAGAUAACAGAGAUAGUUCAGUUCCAAGAUUGAGAGGAUCAAGAUAAAGUAGUAAAGACGUUAAUUAAACUUAUACUUAUGCUAUACCAACUAUUGCAACAGAUUUAUCAAUACUUAGUAAUAAAAGUGGAUAAUAAUAAUAAAUCUAUUUUCCUCCAAAACCUUUUUCAAAUAAAAUGUCAAAUACGAGAACUGUUACAUAACAAAAUUAAUCUAGAAUGAAUUAUACUACAUAAUAACUAUAAGAAUGCCAAUUCAAUAGUUAAUAGAAUUAAUAAACUAAUCCUAUAUAAAAGUAAAUUGUUUCAAUUUAACCUUUGUAACCUGAUUAAUGUGACAAUUUAUAAUUCAAACAACUUAGUGAAAGUGUAAGUAAAUAAUCUUAGUUUGAUGAGAAUAUUGAUCCUUAACCAGAUGAGGAAGUUGAAUAAACAACUUAGAGAUAGGAAUAUUUUAAAUUUUCAAAGAUUUUAAGUGAUUCAACUAAUCUUCCAUAAUAAAUAACAACGACAACAUAAACUAAAGAGUUUUCAUUACCAUACGAUAUUCCUUAAUUUAAAGCUGAUAGUGUAAGUCGACCUGAAUUCGUUGUAGAACAUUAUUCAAAUGGAUCUCGUUAUGAAGGUAUGAAAGCUAAUGGGAUGAGACAUGGAUAAGGUAAAUUUUAUUAUUAAGAUGGUGGAUUAUAUGAUGGUGGAUGGAAGGAGAAUAAAAUGCAUGGAGAUGGUAAUAAAUUAUAUGUACUUUAUAUAGGAACACUUUAUUAUGCAACUGGUUAGCCUGCAUAUUAAGGAUAAUGGAGUGAGGAUUAAUUCUAAGGUCAUGGUACUCUUUAUAAUGAACAUCCUCAACCAUUAUAAGAAUCAUUUGAUUAUAGAGAUUUUGAUAAUGUUGAAGAGUAUUAACUUCCAUAUUCUUAGUUAUUGGAUUAAAUAUAGUGGCAAUUUUGAUUAAGAUAAUAAAGAAGGUCAAGGUACACUUUAUCUAACUAAUGGUGAACGUUUUGUUGGUACUUUCUAAAAAGACUUUAUUAAUGGUCCAGGAAUAUUCUAUUGUAUGAAUGCUAAAAUCAUGGAUGGUAGAUGGAUCAACAACAAACUAGUUUAUUGA